Molecule: messenger RNA, 738 nt
Organism: Exophiala bonariae
Lineage: Eukaryota; Fungi; Ascomycota; Eurotiomycetes; Chaetothyriales; Herpotrichiellaceae
Exons: 5
Coding region: 1-738 (245 amino acids)
Biological process (GO): protein localization to microtubule; regulation of microtubule polymerization or depolymerization; spindle assembly
Cellular component (GO): spindle midzone; cytoplasmic microtubule; microtubule plus-end
Molecular function (GO): microtubule plus-end binding
Source: RefSeq, a predicted model, not a curated record
AUGGGCGAAUCAAGGCAAGAACUGCUUCAAUGGCUGAACGGAUUGCUCCAAUUGAAUGUCACCAAAGUUGAACAAUGUGGCACGGGCGCGGCCUUGUGUCAAUUAUUCGACACUAUAUUUCUUGAUAUUCCCAUGGCACGAGUCAAGUUUAAUGUCAACACUGAAUAUGCGUAUAUCCAGAACUUCAAAAUCCUACAAAACUGCUUCACAAGGCAUGCCAUCGAUCGAACCGUGCCGGUCGAAUCACUCAUCAAAUGCAAGAUGCAAGAUAACCUAGAGUUCUUACAGUGGUCAAAGCGGUACUGGGAUCAGUACUUCCCUGGACAUGACUAUGACGCUGUCGCUCGCCGAAAAGCUGCUGGUGCCCCUGCUCCUGCCGCCGCUCCUGCAGCCGCACGGACAAGCACCGGCGCAAGCACCACCAGAAAACCCGGUACCACUCCAGUCAGCCGUCCUGCUGCCAGAGGCGGCUCGGCCUUGGGUGCAGGCAGCGGAGCGCUCAGACAAGAGAACGACCAGCUCAAAGAGGCGAUUGCCGGCCUUGAAAAGGAACGGGAUUUUUAUUUCAGCAAGCUGCGAGACAUUGAAUUAUUGCUGCAAACUGCCAUUGAACAGGAUCCUUCGAUUGAGACAGAUGAAAAUGGUUUAGUCAAAAAUAUCCAGACCAUCUUGUACAGCACAGAAGAAGGCUUUGAAAUUCCUGAUCAGGAAGGUGGGGAGGAGCCAGAAACCUUCUAG